Messenger RNA from Artibeus jamaicensis (Jamaican fruit-eating bat), 386 nucleotides. RefSeq names its product mannose-binding protein A-like. The record is from RefSeq and is a predicted model, not a curated record. The transcript is spliced from 3 exons. NCBI's taxonomy places the organism in Eukaryota, Metazoa, Chordata, Mammalia, Chiroptera, Phyllostomidae. Bases 5 to 310 code for a protein of 101 amino acids.
GACCAUGUUCCAGUUUUUAUCACUUCCUGUCCUUCUGUGUGUGGUGACAGUGUCCUGCUCAGAAAUAAAAUCCUGUGAGGAUGCCCAGACCUGUUCAAUGAUUACCUGUGGCAUCCCGGUCACCAAUGGCACUCCAGGCAGAGAUGGGCGAGAUGGACCCAAAGGAGAGAAAGGAGAACCAGGGCAAGGGCCCAGAGGCUUGCAGGGCCCUCCGGGGAAAAUGGAGCCUCCAGGAAUUCCAGGAGCUCCUGGCUUAGCAGGACUCAAGGGCCAAAAAGGAGAUCGUGGAGGCAGUUCAGCCACCCCCUGAGCAGGCCAUUGUAGAAGAUGGACCCCUGUGCUUCAUCAGCUGGAACAGUGCAAUGUGAGGCUCCAGGAUGUGAGGG